AUGGCUACUCUUGAUGAUAACUGGCAAACAAAACGUCCAACCAUCAGCGAGAGAACCAAAUUUAUUUUCAAUAACGAAUUAUUAAGUGAUGUGAAGUUUGUAGUUCCUGCGUCUCAUAACGAAAGUGAAAGCCGGAAGAGUCAGAAGUGCAUUCCAGCUCACAAGUUUAUACUUGCAAUCAGCAGUCCUGUUUUCUUUGCCAUGUUCUACGGUGAAAUGGCGGAAACAUCAGGCACUAUUCAACUGCCUGACUGUGAUUAUGAGAGUCUCUUUGAGUUGUUUCGUUUUCUGUACAGCAAUGAAGUGAACUUGAGCGGAAGUAAUGUCAUGCAAGUUCUGUACUUGGCAAAGAAAUACCUGGUGCCUUCACUAGCCGUUAAGUGCUCUGAAUACCUUCAGGAACAUCUAGAGGCGUCGAAUGUGUUCUCCGUCCUGCCGCAAACUCAGAAAUUUGAGGAUAAAGAUUUGGAAGAACGGUGCUGGGAUGUUAUAGAGACGCACACCGAGAAUGCUCUGACGUCGGAAGAAUUUGUCACGCUUGAGAGAUCUGUCGUUGAGGCUGUAGUGAAAAGGGAGAGAUUGAAUGUAAAGGAAGUGGAUUUAUUCAAGGCUGUUGAUCGCUGGGCCACCAAAGAAGUGGAAAGGCAAAGACUUACUCCUGAUGGCGUGGUCAAAAGAAGGAUUCUUGGUGAGGAAAUUGUGAAAGCGAUAAGGUUUCCAGUGAUGUCGCAGAAGGAGUUUGCUUCGGUUGUUGUGGAUUGUGAUAUUCUGACUAGAAAAGAGAUUGGUUUGAUGAUGAAACACUACAGUGGUUUCGGUUUAGACUCGUCUUUACCAUUCAUGAAUUCCAUUAGAGUUAGUCUUUUGCAUCGAGUUUACAGAUUUGAAAAGCCGGGCGGUAUCUCUGAUCGUCCCUGGAACUACUUUGGUAAGUCUGAUGCCAUUAAUCUAACUGUCAGUAAACCUGUCAUUUUACAUGGAGUGCAGCAUUUUGGUAGUGCAGGUGGCAAAUACACAGUUUCAUUAGAAGUUGUGACGAAAGAUGGGGCAAUUGGUGUGUCUCUGCUAAAACUGACGGGCAGGUAUUCCUCUGAGAAAGAUGAGACAAAUGACUACUAUGGAUUUGAUGUCAUGUUUGAUGUCCCAGUUUCCCUUGAGAGGGGCAAAAUAUAUGAGAUUGUAUCACAUAUUGAGGGCCCGUCAUCGUGGCAUGUGAUAAACGGAAAAUACACGGAUGAAGUUGAAGGAAUCAAGUUUUCAUUUAGCAAUUCAAAGAUUUCUAAGAAUGCAACUGAUGCCAGCCGUGGCCAGUUUCCUGCACUUAUUUUCAGCACAAAGUAA
Molecule: messenger RNA, 1341 nt
Organism: Porites evermanni
Lineage: Eukaryota; Metazoa; Cnidaria; Anthozoa; Scleractinia; Poritidae
Source: the annotation of a GenBank genome assembly